Messenger RNA from Gamsiella multidivaricata, 2727 nucleotides. RefSeq lists its product as uncharacterized. The transcript is spliced from 3 exons. The record is from RefSeq and is a predicted model, not a curated record. Lineage: Eukaryota; Fungi; Mortierellomycota; Mortierellomycetes; Mortierellales; Mortierellaceae. Bases 1 to 2727 code for a protein of 908 amino acids.
AUGGCCAACCUCAAGCUCUUUUGUCUAGUCGAGGGUGAAUCCACGUCGAGAGCCUUUCCGCUGUCUGUUCCUUCGACACAAACAGUCGGUGACCUCAAGAAGCUCAUCAAGACCGAGAAAACCAUUGCCUUCAACGACGUCGAUGCAGACGGGAUCACGCUCUGGCUCGUCACGGUUCCCGAUGAUACUGAUGAGGUUCCCAUCAGGCUCGACUCCUUGAAUGAGAAGAAGAAGCUGCGCCCGACUAGCGAUCUCUCGGAAGUGUUUAGUGAGGGAGCACCAAAGAAUACAAUCCACAUUAUUGUACAACGGCCGCCGCCAGCUACUUCUAUCAACGUUCCGGACCAUCUAUUGCAGAGAUCUCGUCCCGCUUCUCCGCUUUUUGGCCUCGAUGUGUCUGUUGCAUUGGCCACGAUCGCGAGUAGAUUUUUUAGGCCCGGAUCCGAACACGCCAAGUUCCUGAAAGAGUUUGUGAUGGGCUCACACACUUUGCCUGUAACGCGAGGUGGGGUGCCGGGUUUACCAAGAGUUGGGAAGCGGGGACAGGUGACGGUUCGAGAGGCUCCGACGCUAUUGUUUUUCGACUUGCCAGGCCCUGAACAUUCCAGCACACCCAUUAGUGGUGCGGAAGAAAUUCUGACCAAGUAUCCAUGGGUGCGUCACCUGCCUCUUUUUGGAGUCAGCGGAUGCGGCAAAACACGGACAACUUUGGAACUACUGUCGAGAACAUGGGGGCUCUACUUCAACGCCGGUGAAAAGGACCUUGGUUCGAACGACGUGCGCGCCAUUAUCCACGCACUAUCGGACCGUCCAAAUAUCUAUUUAACGGAUAGCAAGGAACAAAAUACUGACAGAGUGCGAUAUUUGACCUUUGGCCUCCUGUAUACGCGGCUUUUGAUCCUGGACUACUGUUUGGGUAUCCCCGAAAGUAACACCUCGUUCACGUGCCAGAGAUGGAUGCUCCUGCAAGCUGCCACGCCUGCUUUCCAGGAUGUGUUCGAGAGCUUGUUCCAGGAUAUCAGCCUAGUGUUCCACAAUCGCGGUUCAUCGAAUCUCAACAUUAUCGACCUCGUACAAGACUUAUACGACAAAGUGCAGAAGCAACUUAUUGGACGGGCAGCUUUUCCAGCCCACUUCAAAUUUCUCCUGGUUUUGGACGAGGCGCAAGUGCUAAGUAGGCUCGCCGAUGGUGCGUUUCUCGACAGCGACCGCAAAACCAGUCGGCCAGUUCUGGCGCCAAUGCUCCACGCAUUCCGGCGAGUUGCAAAGAUGCAGGACGAGGACAAGGUUUGCGUCAUACCUUGCGGAACGGGCUUGAGCUAUUAUGAGCUGGAAUGGUCCGGUGGCUCUUCAUCAGGUGCCAAACUCUCGGCAGACGAAUUUCAGGCGGCAAAAGAUGCUAGUAUCGUCGUGGACUUUGCCGGUUGGACCAACGUGGAUUCGGUUUCAUCUUAUCUCGGGCGAUUGGGCCAAGCACUAGAUGUUGAGGCGAGAACACGACUAGCCGAUCUGUUUCCAGACGAUGUUAUCAAGAGGCUCUUUCGUGACUUCCGCGGUCGAUUCCGCCCCAUUGUGUCCAUUAUCGAGGACAUUAUCAUGAAGAACGAUCCAACAACGUGGAGAGAGAGCGUCGACGAAUUCAUGUACCGCUUGACGACGGCAGAUGUUUCCACCAACGUUGUCGAGAAGGAGCUCUUCCACGGUAACCUGUGUUCCGAAUUGAGUCGCGUGCUGAACCGGGUGAAGGCCGAGCCGAUGACGUUUGCCCGGUUCCAAAGCGUUGAAUUGACAUUGAGGGUUGCCACAGCCGCAUUCAACACACAAGGCGGGUUCAUGGCAUACAAAGGGGAGCUCCCUGAGUUGGUGGAAAUCGCGUUUGGCCGAAUCCGACGAUACAAUGGGGAACGAUACACGGUGAUCGACGAGCCAUUCGUGUUCCGAGCAGCAAACAAUUAUUUUCGGAAGACGGAUCCAGGAUACUUUCAGCAUCAAGCCGAUCUAUUGGCGACAUGCACCAGUGAGGCAAAGCGUGGGGAGUACUGGGAAUGCAUAGUGCCGACGAAUCUGGAAGGGAUAUUCCACAACAAGGUCAUUUCAAGGGACCUGUUCAACGGCGCUGAGCCCCCUCAUGGGAUGUUCCAACGCCGGGCAGAGAUUGUUGGACGGACGACUGCGAUGCAGACGACCUGCCACGAGACCAUGACUCUAACAGAUUUUCUGGAUGCCCACUUUUACCAUGACUCUGAGCACAAGGGGGAUCCCGUACCGCCUUUCUUCUUUCCCAAGGCUCAUGAGUCAGGCCCCGAUAUUGCUUUUGUCGUCCGAUUCAGGGAUGCGGCUGCGGAUAAGACGGACAUCACCUGCCCAGUGUUUGUUCAGCUGAAGCUUCGCGCCGAACUUGGCCGGUCCGAUGCAGAAAAAGCCCGUGAGACGGUCCAGCCAACAAAGAUCAACAACCAUGGUAUCGACCUCGGCAAGUAUUGCAAGCCCCACAAACACUACAUUAGCCCUAUUGUCUCAUAUCCUGCAGAGGUCGCCAAGUAUUUCAAAAACGAGCCUCUCAUUAUGAAACACGGCGAGGACGACUUCGAGAUUCCAUUAACAAUCGACAACAACAACAUACGCCAGCUAUUCGCAAAGGAAUACGUCGCAGUGCUGAAUCAAGUCAAACGACUGGGAGGCGAGAUGACGGCUAACUUAAACCGUGUCAAACGUGCCAGGAUUUAG